This is a messenger RNA of Heterobasidion irregulare TC 32-1, 1505 nucleotides long. RefSeq names its product major facilitator superfamily. NCBI's taxonomy places the organism in Eukaryota, Fungi, Basidiomycota, Agaricomycetes, Russulales, Bondarzewiaceae. Gene Ontology annotation, cellular component: plasma membrane. The transcript is spliced from 17 exons. The coding region runs from base 1 to 1440 and encodes 479 amino acids. Gene Ontology annotation, biological process: pantothenate import across plasma membrane. Gene Ontology annotation, molecular function: pantothenate transmembrane transporter activity. The record is from RefSeq and is a predicted model, not a curated record.
AUGCGACCGCCCAAAUUACAGAAAAUCCGGGAGGCAUUUAUGGGGACGAGCUCAAUGUCUAAAACAGAGAGGAAGCUGUUAUUGAAGAUAGAUUGGUUCAUCUUGUCGUAUUGCUGUCUCAUGUAUUUCACGAAUUACCUUGACAGGUCCAAUGUAUCCAACGCCUACGUCUCCGGAAUGAAAGAAGAGCUCAACAUGGUCGGAACGCAGUUCAACCAAAUUAAUACCAUCUUCACCUGCGGCUACAUAGUCGGAAUGAUACCGAAUAAUCUGAUGCUGCAAAUUGUCCCGCCGCGGAUAUGGCUGCCCUCCAUGCAAAUUCUAUGGGGUGUCUUGACCUUCUGCUCGAGUGCAGUGCACAACGUACACCAAAUUUAUGGCAUUCGGUUUCUCCAAGGGAUGGCGGAGUCAUCGACAUUUGUCGGCACACACUACAUUCUCGGCUCUUGGUACAAGCCUAGUGAACUCGGGAAGCGAUCUGCAAUAUUCACGAGCAGUGGGCUCGUGGGCACACUUUUUUCGGGUGUUCUGCAAGCUGCUGUAUACCGACAUCUGAAUGGCAAUGCAGGCCGGAGUGGCUGGCGAUGGCUGUUCAUCGUCGACGGCGCCAUCACACUUCCUAUUGCGCUGUAUGGGUUCCUCAUCUUCCCAGAUGUCCCAGCCACUACGAAGGCUUUUUAUCUCUCCGAAGAGGAACGCUUGCUCUCGUCCGACCGCCUUGACUCAGACACGGUACAUCGCCCGCUGUCGUGGAACAUAUUCCGACGCGUGCUGAGCCGGUGGAGAUGGUAUGCCUGUAGCCUGCUUUUUAUGAUAUCGGGAGAGACAGAAAGCUUCGGCUCGAACAACCUCAUGGGCCAAUGGCUCAAAGCCAUCGGCGGGUACACCGUCGAGCAGAUCGACUACUACCCGUCAGGCGUAACGGCCUUUGGCAUCGCCUCGACGCUCGUAUGUGCGACGUGGACAGAUCGCACGCAAGCCCGUUGGCCUGUCCUGGUGUACAUGUCUAUAGCAUGUACGAUCGCGGCCAUAUGCAUCCUCGUAUGGAGCAGCCCCACGGGGCUCAAGUUCUUCGCAUACUAUAUCGCGGGGGCGUCAUAUGCGGGACAGGCGACGACGUUCGCCUGGGCGAACCAGAUUUGUGCCGACGACGACCAGGAGCGUGCCAUCGUCCUCGCAUCUAUGAACAUGUGGAACAACGUGAUCAACGCCUGGUGGCCGCUUGUCCUCUACCCCGCAACCGACGCGCCACGUUUCCGCAAGGGGAUGAUCGCGAUGAUUGCGGUGUGCGCUGCGACGCUGGCCGCGACGUUGCUCGUGUGGUAUCUCGAGCGGCGUGAGUGGCGCACGAAGACGAGGGCUCUGGGGAAUCAGACAGAGGAAGUGCCAGAGCACGGUGAAGACACGGAGAAGGUCAAGGAAGCAGUAGAAGAGCAGUGAUUGGAGUGGACCUUGUGCGAUCCAAUCUUCCUGCAAAUCACGAUGCCUUAUGCGCAUCAACCUGG